Molecule: messenger RNA, 482 nt
Organism: Galdieria sulphuraria
Lineage: Eukaryota; Rhodophyta; Bangiophyceae; Galdieriales; Galdieriaceae
Exons: 5
Coding region: 36-422 (128 amino acids)
Source: RefSeq, a predicted model, not a curated record
AUUGCGCCAUUUCUCUUUGGUGGUGUAAGAAAGGAAUGAGGAUCAAUCCUUUAUUGAGAAGUGAUGGGUCUCCUGAAAGAAGAGAAGGAGAGGCAUUUGUAUGGGACUGUAGUUUUGUUCGUUUUCAGUACACUAUAAGAGAUAGCAAUGGGUUUAUUAAAGAAGACUACUUUGGUUUUGGACAAGUUUAUGUUUCUGUAUUUCGUUUGGUAUUUAUUUGGAAGCCUCCCUGUUCUCCUCAACUGCAAGCUUUAGAGUUGGACUUGAAUGGAAUUUUCCAAGAAGCCGUUCAACAAGAACUCUUUGGACCUCCUGUAUUCAGAGCUAAAGUAAACGAGUCUAUGGGAAAUGAAGACAUUUGUGACGUUGUAUGUAUUGGAAGUGGCGCGUAUCUCCUCAUGGAAAGCCCAACAGCCAUAUAGCAUUCUAUUAUCUAGUAACGAAAAUAAUCAUAUUCAUAAUACUUGUUUGGCAUUGUUGGA